AUGUAAGAAACUAGAGUCGUUCCGCUUUUUCAUUUUCGUUUUCGAAGGAAGAUCAGAUCGAGGCAUCGAGCGCAAGGAAUUCUAUAAGCUUUCAUUAAUUAGAGUGAUGCAAUGGAGCCUCUGGAAAAUGAACAAGUGGAUUCUGGACAAACCAAACCAGCUCAUACAUCACUGAUAAGUGGGCUUCCAGAUGACAUUGCUCUGAUCUGCUUGUCAAGGGUUCCGCGUAGGUACCAUCCACUCCUAAAAUGUGUUUCAAAGAGAUGGAGGGUAUUGGUAUGCAGUGAAGAGUUCCAUUCAUACCGUCGAGUGCAUAGUCUGGAAGAAUCAUGGAUUUAUGCAUUGUGCAAAGACAAAUCUGAACAAAUUUGCUGUUAUGUUUUAGACCCCACUGCAUCAAGGAGAUGCUGGAAGCUCCUUCAAAGUCCCCCACCUAAAUGCUUGAAGAGAAAAGGUAUGGCUUGUGAGGUUUUGGGGAAAAGAUUUUACCUGUUGGGUGGCUGCAGUUGGUCUGAAGAUGCAGCAGAUGAGGUUUAUUGCUAUGACGCUUCCAAGAACACUUGGGAAGAAGCUGCUCCCUUAUCAACUGGCAGGUGUUAUUGCGUUUGUGAAGCUUUACAUGAAAAACUUUAUGCCAUUGGAGGAGUAGUGUCAAAUUCAGGCACUCCACACUCAUGGGACACUUAUGACCAACAUACAAACAGUUGGUCAUCUCACUCUGACUCCAAGAUUGUCCACGAUGUUCAAGAUUCUGUGGUCUUUGAAGGAAAAAUUUAUAUCCGCUGUUGUUCCUUUACCACAGUGCCACAUGCAAGUGCAAUUUUAUAUGAACCAUCAAGUGAAACAUGGCAGCAUGUUGAUGCAGACAUGGCAUCUGGCUGGAAAGGCCCUGCUGUUGUAGUAGAUGAGACUCUUUUUGUGCUGGAUCAGAGCUCAGGUACCAGGUUGAUGAUGUGGCAGCAUGAGAAUAGGGAUUGGGUGCCAGUGGGGAGGUUGUCACCACUGCUGACAAGGCCUCCCUGUCGACUUGUUGCAAUUGGAAAGAGCAUUUUCAUUAUAGGGAAGGGACUUAGUACAGUAGUGAUUGAUCUAGACAAUGCUAGAAACGUGGGAGGGGCAUUGGUGAGCACAUCCAUCCCCACGUUAACUUCAGAUGUUGAUGUAAUCAGCUGUAAGCUACUGUCAAUAUGAAAAAUUGUCUUUGAAUUGUACAUACUCAUUCUUUCUUGUAAUUAUUAUAUAUCAAAGAAUGGCUGGGUUUUUAUA
Nelumbo nucifera (sacred lotus) is the source of this 1266-nucleotide messenger RNA. The record is from RefSeq and is a predicted model, not a curated record. Lineage: Eukaryota; Viridiplantae; Streptophyta; Magnoliopsida; Proteales; Nelumbonaceae.